UUAACGCACAAACAAAUUAUAAUUAUCAUUAUUAUAUCGUUUAUCUUUCACCCUGCACCUAAAUUUCAUAUAGUACUUAUCGCGGCAGUAAUACACGCACUCAUUCGCCGCAUCGACUUCGACACUGCAAGCGAUCCGCCAAGGAGCUGAUUCUGAAUUAAUAACGGAUAUCGUACCGCAUAUUUAAGUUUUUAGUAUAAUAACAAAAAACAUCAAUAAUAUGUUUCUGCCGUACGCCGCCGUGGCCGUGUUCGCUUUCACGGUGAUGUUCAAUCUAUCAACGCAGUUUGACAACAUAAUCUUCUCGACGUGCAAGGAAUGUCUGGAGUCGAAUUGCCACCGCGUAGAUAAGAGACCGUGCAUAACCAGAUACUGGGAGAAAUACAAUUUUACAUGUUACACUUGCGACACAAAUUUUGAUGGCAUCAAACAGCACUACACCGAAGAUGAAUGCAAGGCAGCCUGCACGGACCCGGAGAAGGUGUGCGUUUGUGAUUUUGAGUGUUACAUUUGCGUCCCAAAAGAGAUGGGCUGCUGGAAGAAUUGGACGCGAUGCAAUCAUUACCCAGUCGAGGAACCAACGUGCGUGUAAGUCCCGUACGGUGCCAGCCAGCACGCCCGCCGUGAGAUUAUAAUUAAAAUAAUAUUAUGAUAAUAAUAUAUUUUCAAUUAUGAUUUUUGUUCUUAGAAAAAAAAAUAAUACUCCAUUAUGUAAUAAUAAUAUUAUAAAGUAUAAUAUAAGAGUAUACGCAUCCGAUCAUCACCGCAGUGAAGAAUUUAUAUUAUUGUUUCCAGGGUUUUACUUCGCACAAUAUUCUCACACAAAAGGUAUAUCUCAGUCGUUCGGUACCGUUUAUCGCGAGUGGACGCUCGUUGCGUGCGUCCGUUAUCGCCUUUCACUAAUGGCAUUCUUGACCACCCAACCUUAAUAUGUUUGCUUCUAAAUCCUCUAAACGUAAUUUAUCUUCAUCGUCUAGCAAUGAUGGAGUUAAUAAAAACAAAAUUUUUGUCUCGCCGAACCGAUUUGCCUCUCUCUCCGAAGAUGCCGAUCCUCACCCGGAGGUGUUCAGUCCUCCACCUGUCACAGUCUCGCCUCAAGCAGAGGACACCUCUACACACACCUAUAUGGA
Acyrthosiphon pisum (pea aphid) is the source of this 1130-nucleotide messenger RNA. RefSeq lists its product as uncharacterized. The transcript has a single exon. Bases 221 to 592 code for a protein of 123 amino acids. The record is from RefSeq and is a predicted model, not a curated record. Lineage: Eukaryota; Metazoa; Arthropoda; Insecta; Hemiptera; Aphididae.